Saccharomycopsis crataegensis is the source of this 366-nucleotide messenger RNA. RefSeq names its product Ies6p (gene IES6). Gene Ontology annotation, biological process: chromatin remodeling. The record is from RefSeq and is a predicted model, not a curated record. The coding region runs from base 1 to 366 and encodes 121 amino acids. Lineage: Eukaryota; Fungi; Ascomycota; Saccharomycetes; Ascoideales; Saccharomycopsidaceae. The transcript has a single exon. Gene Ontology annotation, cellular component: Ino80 complex.
AUGUCCUCUCUCAGUGAUACGGUGGUUUCUGCUGCCAUUAAUCGGCCCUUGUCGUUCAAGAACCCAAAAUACAAUCCUCUGCGUCGUCACAAGCCUCAUCGUCAGUUGGUUCUGGAUGAACAAAAGAGACUCGCCACACUCACCCUUCCUGUUGACGCCGUUACCUACUUCUCAGUAGAAGCAUACCCACCGUUGAGACCACAAAAACAUUAUUGCGAUAUCACUGGGCUCAAAGGACACUACAAGGCCCCAUCGAGUGGACUACGGUUUGCCAACGCCGAAGUUUACCAGGUAGUGCGCACCAUGGCCCAAGGGGUGGACCAGCAAUACUUGGAGCUCAGAAACGCCAACGUUGUUCUUAAAUGA